AUGACUACGGACAGUACUCAACCUUCACCUUCUCCUACGCGUCUACAGCGAAUAUAUCGUGCUAUAGGCUUCACCAAAAGCUACAACUUCAUUCUUUGGUUCCUCUUUGGCGGAGCUUUCCUAGCGUUCGCACUCUCUCGUUUUAUAUAUCUCGACUUCAAUGGCCAUUUGUGUCCUAGUGAACCACCUACUGGUCGGAUAUACGGAUCAAGGGGAGCGGCUCCUGGCGAGUGCUACUACUACCGACAUGGGAUCGGCAAGGCGGGUAUCAUCAUGCACCUAGCUGGAAUCCUUCCCGCUGCCGUGUUAGUCGUCUUCCAGUUCAUCCCUGCUAUCCGACAUCGAGCUCUCCUAGUCCAUCGGAUCAACGGCUAUGUCGUUCUUCUUCUCUCGGUUGUCGGCAUCAUCGGGGUGUUUAUGAUCACACGGCACGCCUUUGGUGGAACUUUGGAGAUGCAGACUGUUACUGGCGCUGCGAGCAUCAUGUUUGUUAUUAGCAUGGUCUUGGCUUAUGUCAACAUCAAAAGACUUCAGCUAGAGCAGCAUCGCGCAUGGAUGUUGCGAGGCUGGAUCAUUGCCGGCCACAUUAUCACCAUGAGAGCGAUCUCAGCUAUAAUGGCACAAAUCACAAGCCAUACAGGUCCUUAUUCCACCGUGACGCCUUGCGCAGUCCUGGACUCCAUGUUCUACCACAACAAACCCGCCGUUGAGGCCUUAUAUCCAGGCUGUGUGGAUUUCUACAUGGGCAAAACCCCCGACCAGCGGGUCAUUACCGAAGGGAUCCCUGGCGAACGUCCGGACGCGAUCGCUGCAAGACUAAACAGCGCUUUUGGAGCUAGUGCUUGGCUUGCUCUUCUUGUCCAUGUUAUAGCCGCCGAGGUGUAUCUGCGACUCACCCCUGUUGAAGCUGAGAGGCUACGCAAGGUUUCGUACAGGAGGCAGAUGGAGGCGGGUAUGUGUGACCCUGGGAACUCAGGGUUAACUGCGCAAAGACUUGGGGAUGCUGUGCCUUGGACAUGUCCUGACGAUGGAGAUGCUGUUUGUGAUGAAAUGGUCAACCCCCAGAGUCCUCAUCUCGGAACAUAA
Fusarium poae is the source of this 1086-nucleotide messenger RNA. RefSeq lists its product as uncharacterized. The coding region runs from base 1 to 1086 and encodes 361 amino acids. The record is from RefSeq and is a predicted model, not a curated record. The transcript is spliced from 3 exons. Lineage: Eukaryota; Fungi; Ascomycota; Sordariomycetes; Hypocreales; Nectriaceae.